GUAAACAUUGAAUUAGUGUUGAGUUUUGAAUGAAAUACACGUUUUUGUCACAACUUUUUGGGAUCAAUCUUUUGCCGGUGUCUUAAGACUCGAUGGAAUCGAUUGGCGGACAACGCCUGGAGGCCGAAGAAUGGAUACCAUUAUCGAUAACACAUGUGUUAUAUCCCAAGGAUGAUAUCAUUGGCCAACUCUUAGCCCUAUUAUCUCUGACACCAUUCGGAAUUGUUGUCGCAUUCAUAACGUUAACGCUGUUUGUGCGGGACAUACAUGUGAUAUUCUUCUUCGGCGGUCAACUGAUGAACGAAGCGCUGUGUCUGGUAUUGAAGCGAGUGUUCCGUCAGCCGCGACCGCAACAAGUGGUCGGCGCCGCCCAUCACUCGAACCGGUCAUACGGUAUGCCAUCACAACACUCGCAGUUCAUGGCGUUCUUCACCGCCUAUUGUCUCCUAUUCUUCGUGUUUCGGCUCAAGAGAAAGUCCUAUUCAUUUAAGGCACUGCUUGUGGUGGCCAUCACUACACUCUUCGCCGGUGUUGUCUAUUCCAGGAUAUACCUGUUAUACCAUUAUUGGAGUCAAUGUUUGGUCGGUAUAGCCGUCGGUGUAGUCUUUGCCAGCCUUACAGACAACACUCACCGCAAAGACCUACACAUGGACUACAAGAGGGACUCGUUUGGUGACCGCGUGUGCGACGACUUGUGUCAACUCGUACUCAAUUGGCUGCCACUCAAAGACAAGGUCCGGAUGAGUGGUGUCUCGAAGCAGUUCCAGCGCUGCCUUAAGACCGUACGCUCACAACAGCGACGACUAAUCAUUGGUGACGUGGAUCGGUGGACAUAUAGCGAGAACUACUGUCCCGGCAAGUGUUGGAAAUGGCUUAACAUGAAUGUCGUAGACAUCGACCAAUUGGUGCGAUAUCUGCGAGCGUUUGAUAGAAUCGAAGAGUUUCACAUCGUAUGGCACAAAGAGUGUUUGGAUCAAGUGAUGAAUGUUGUGGUCGACAAUUGCCAUCACAUCCAACACUUGACUAUCAGUGGGAGUCUAUCGCUGGCGGUGUCCACGCGUUUGAUCGAUAAAUACGGCCAACAAUUGUUGUCACUCGAGUUCAUCAGACCAUCUCUUGAAUACCCGCCGCUGGAACCGGAACUGUUGGCCGCGUGUCCGCGACUGUUGUCCUUAAGUGGUGUGUAUUUCUCGCAUUUGGUUCGCGACAAUCAAGUCAUACACAAACACCUGAAGAAGUUGGUCAUCGAGGGAAGGAUUAACGCCAAUACCAAUGGUCUGUUCACCACAUUUGUUGACAAUUGCCAUGAGUUAACGCGUCUGGAGAUAUCUCUGUACAAGAAUGACACCAAUCAGGCGAUGGAUAUCGUGGAGAGUAUAUCCAAAUUGCAAAGUCUUAAGGCAUUGAAACUGCACUUAAAUGUCCACCAAUUGGACAAUAAUUUCUGUCAUACCGUCCGAAACAUCGCCCGAAAGUGUCCCAAAAUCCGAUCGCUGGACAUGACUGUAGCCGUUGGGGAAUACUAUGACUUCCGGCGACUGUUUAUCGAAUUGGGAUAUUUCCGAAAUCUCAAGAAGUUGUCAUUCGAUACGAGGAAGUAUUCUCCGAUAGAUAUCAAUGAACUGUUGGACAUCAAUAAUCUUCGAGGACUCAAACGAUUGACUCACUUAAAGGUGAGCAGCGAUCAGAUCGGCGAAGAGUUCUUGUCUCAGAUGAGCGACGCUUUACCUCAACUCAAGAGUUUGCGAAUCAUUAUGAGUGGAGAGAUUACUGAUCAGACCAUGCGAUCAUUGGCCCGCUUAAGACAUCUGGAAUUACUAGAUAUCAAAAUAUAUGAAACUGAUAAUGAAAACGAUGACCUCAUGUCUGUGACCGAUGAGGGCGUGGAAGCGCUGGUCAAUGGAUGUCAUGGUUUGCAUACAAUUCUUAUGCAAAAUUCAUUGAACAUAAGCGAGAAUCUGAUCCACGCGUUGAUACGAAAAGCGGUUCAAAACCCUGACAUUUAUUACACGUAUCGUAUGAUUGGUGUGAAUAUUGAUGAGAACGUCGAACAGUUUCUGAUGGACUGCACCAAAGAGUUGACAAACAUUACGUUUACGGGUUGGGAAGACAACUCUCACCGCACAGACCAACACAUGGACUACAAGAGGGACUCGUUUGGUGACCGCAUUUGCGAUGACUUGUGUCAACUCGUACUCAAUUGGCUGCCACUCAAAGACAAGGUCCGGAUGAGCGGUGUCUCGAAGCAGUUCCAGCGCUGCCUUCAGACCGUACGCUCAGAACAGCGAUGGCUAGUCAUCGGUCAUGUGAUUCAAUUGCAGCUAGCAGAUAUAUACAGCGAGAACUACUGUCCCGGCGGUGAUAUAUGGCUGUCAAAUGGCCAGUCGUUGCUACAGAUGAAUGUGGUAGACAUCGACCAAUUGGUACGAUAUCUGCGAGCGUUUGAUGGCCUCCAAGAGUUUCAGAUCGGAUGUCUGACCAAUAAUUUAGAUCACGUGAUGGACGCAGUGGUCGACAAUUGCCAUCACAUCCAACACUUGACUGUCCCGAGGAGUCCAUCGCUGGCGGUGUCCACGCGUUUGGCCGACAAAUACGGUCAACACUUGCGGUCACUGGAGUUCAUCAGAGGACCCGUUGAAUACCCGCCGCUGUUGGCCGCGAGUCCGCGACUGUUGUCCUUAAGUGGUGUGUAUUUCUCGCAUUUGGUUCGCGACAAUCAAGUCAUACACAAACACCUCAAGAAGUUGGUCAUCGAGGGAAGGGUUAACGCCAAUACCAAUGGUCUGUUCACCACAUUUGUGGACAAUUGUCAUGAGUUAACACGUCUGGAGAUAUCUCUGUUCAAGAAUGACACCAAUCAGGCGAUGAAUAUCGUGGAGAGUAUAUCCAAAUUACAAAGUCUUAAGGCAUUGAAACUGCACUUAAAUGUCCACCAAUUGGAUAACAAUUUCUGUCAUACCGUCCGAAACAUCGCCCGAAAGUGUCCCAAAAUCCGAUCGCUGGACAUGACUGUAGCCGUCGAGCAAUACUAUGACUUCCGGCGACUGUUCAUCGAAUUGGGAUAUUUUCGAAAUCUCCAGAAGUUGUCAUUUGAUCCAACGAAGAUGUUUCCCACAUAUGUUAAUGAAGUGCUGGACAUCAAUACUCUUCGAGGACUCAAACGAUUGACUCACUUAAAGGUGAGCAGCGAUCAGAUCGGCGAAGAGUUCUUGUCUCAGAUGAGCGACGUUUUGCCUCAACUCAAGAGUUUGCAAAUUAUUAUGAGUGGAGAGAUAACGGAUCAGACCAUGCGAUCGUUGGCCCGCUUAAGACAUAUAGAAUUAUUCGAUAUCCAGAAACAGACAUUCAAUGGAAACGAUGACCUCAUGUCUGUGACCGAUGGUGGUGUGGAAGCGCUGGUCAAUGGAUGUCAUGCGGUACAAAACCGUUACAUUCAUUAUACGUAUCGUACGAUUGGUGUGAAUAUUGAUGUGAAACAGAUUGUGAUGGACUCUACACAAGACUUGACAAACAUUCAGUUUAUUGGCUUUUAA
Medioppia subpectinata is the source of this 3533-nucleotide messenger RNA. NCBI's taxonomy places the organism in Eukaryota, Metazoa, Arthropoda, Arachnida, Sarcoptiformes, Oppiidae. The record is from the annotation of a GenBank genome assembly.